Molecule: messenger RNA, 2755 nt
Organism: Alexandromys fortis (reed vole)
Lineage: Eukaryota; Metazoa; Chordata; Mammalia; Rodentia; Cricetidae
Gene: Spdl1
Product: spindle apparatus coiled-coil protein 1
Exons: 12
Coding region: 175-2085 (636 amino acids)
Biological process (GO): mitotic spindle assembly checkpoint signaling; mitotic metaphase chromosome alignment; establishment of mitotic spindle orientation
Cellular component (GO): spindle pole; outer kinetochore
Molecular function (GO): kinetochore binding
Source: RefSeq, a predicted model, not a curated record
UGGGCUUCAUGAAUUCGGUGACCUUGAGUCUGAGCUCUUUAGUACCCGUUACCCCUAGCCAGUGAUGCUGCCCGAAUUAACACGCUGCAAAAUGUAACAAACGCACAAUGGGUUCUCACUGUAGCGUCUCAUUUUGUUUUACAAUGAUUCGAGCGUGCAAUGGUAACAUUUUGAAUGUAUCGGGUUAAAUGUUUUCCAGCGUGCUUAGUUUUGAAGUUGUGGCCCGCAGAAAGUUUAAAACCCCAUUUGGCUCACAGUAGACUGAAAACAGAAAGCAUGGAGAGAGAGAUCACAGAUCUUCGAAGCAAACUCAAAGAGUGUGAAAAGGAGCGACUGAAAGCUGCACAGUAUGGCUUACAGCUCUUGGAGAGGCAAACUGAACUGCAGAAUCAAUUGGAUAAAUGUCAUGAAGAAAUGAUGACCGUUACUGAGGGUUACAACCAGGAGAAGUACGCCCUUCAAAGAGAAGUUGAGCUCAAGAAUCGGAUGUUAGAAAGUUUGAGCUGUGAAUGUGAAGCUUUGAAACAACAACAGAAGACGCAGCUAGAGCAGCUAGAAAUGCAGCUGAACAGAAGCCACAGGCAGGAAGUGAAUGACCUGAAAAAUAAGUUAGAGAAACUGAAAGUGGAAUUAGAUGAAGCCAGGUUAAGUGAGAAGCAGCUGAAGCAGAAGCUGGACCACCAGGAGGAAGUUCUCGCCCACAAAUCGGAAGAGCUUCGGCUAAUGUCUGAGCAGCGCAUGAUCAAUAGCAUGUCUUCGGAGGUGCUGGCUCUUCAGAUUGAGCUAACUGAGAUGGAAGGUGUGAAGACUGCUCUCCAAGAAGAGGUGAACGAGCUGCAGUACAAACAAGAACAACUAGAAUGUGCCAACGCUUCCUUAAUGCACCGGGUAGACCGGCUUCAAGAAGAAAAGGAGGAGCGAGAGAAGGAAGUGGUGUCGUAUUAUAAUGCCUUAGAGAAAGCUCGCGUAGAAAAUCAAGAUCUUCAGGUGCAGUUGAGUCACGCACUUCAGCAAGCCUUGGAUCCAAAUAGUAAAGGCAACUCCCUGUUUGCAGAGGUGGAUGAUCGAAGGGUGGCUAUGGAGCGCCAGCUCAACUCGAUGAAAGUCAAAUACCAGUCACUGAAGAAGCACAAUGUAUUCACCAGAGAGCAGAUGAACAAAAUGAAGUUACAAAUCUCCACAUUGCUGAGGAUGCGGGGGUCUCAAACUGAGUUGGAGCAGCAGGAACGGUUGUUUGCCAUGUUGGAACAGAAGAAUGGUGAAAUAAAACACCUUUUAGGUGAAAUUAAAAAUCUGGAGAAAUUUAAGACCUUAUAUGAAAGUAUGGAAUCUAAGCCUUCCACAUCAGCCAGCUCUUGUUCUCUAGAAGACAGCACCUACUAUGCAGAUUUACUUCAACUAAAGCUUGAUAAGUUAAACAAAGAAAACGAAAGCACAAAAGGCGAGCUAUCCAUACAGAGAAUGAAGGCGCUGUUUGAGAGCCAGCGGGCCCUGGAUAUUGAGCGGAAACUGUUUGCGAAUGAAAGACACCUGCAGCUUUCAGAAAGUGAAAACAUAAAACUGAGAGCCAAGUUAGAUGAAUUAAAGCUGAAGUACGAACCUGAAGAGAAAAUUGAAGUACCUGUGCUCAAAAAGAGGCGUGAGGUGCUGCCAUUGGAUGUAACCGCCCCAGAAGAGACACCUGCUGCCAGUGCCAUCGGGGAAGUUUCUAGACUGCCGCUUCAGAGAGAGGAGCAAGAGUCCUGCCUCAGUAGCUUAAGUGGUAGCUCCGUGCAGAUGGGACCGCCGGCCUCUUCGGCCAUUCAGCCAGCUAGCCUCUCUCCUCACAAGAGUCCGCCUCUGGAGACGCAGCCGAAGACGGAGAAGAAAUGUGUAAAGCUCAUGGCCGGUCCAGGCAGUGCUGAGGCCUUACGUGAACAGAGUGGGAACACCCCCAGCUCCCCCAGGUUAUCUGCAGAAUCAAAGCUUUCAACAGAGGUGAAAGAAACUACAAGCAAAUUGGAAAAAGGAGCUUGUAAGAAAUCACACACCAUCAUGUAUGUGUCCUCAAAGUCAACCCCGGAGAUGCAGUGCCCACAGCAGUAGGAGGUUGUUUCUCUGCGAUGCUUGCUGAAGAUCGCGCCUGUGUGCAGGAUACCCUUGUGGGACAUUUGCAUACACCAGUGCUAAGACCUCUGUGACCAGAAAUUCAGCUAUCCUGUGAUUCUAACCCUUCACAGACCUGUGAGUCACAGAGAAGAAACCAUUACCAGAGGAAAUGCUUUUAUUUAAACCUGUUUGCUGCACUGGACCAGAUUUUGAAAGUUAUGUGAUAAAUAAUGUUCCUUAAGAACUGAAAAUUGGACAGUAAAACAUUGAAGGUAUUAAUUAUGUUUUCCUAUGUACAGUUUCAUGAAUAAAUAAAAUUGUAUUUUCCUUGUCUUGUAAAAAUAGUGAAUAUUGCUUGAAAAUGCAUAUUAUUGCAAAAUAUUUUAAAGGGUUAAAGCACCUGUAUUCAUAUAUAUAAUUUAAAUUUUCAUGACUCUAACUAAAUAAUAAUUUUGAAACUUAAAAUUGCAGUAAUUUCUCCCAUUUGUAUUUUCUUAAUUCUAUAUAAACAAGAAUGUUAAUGAAAGAGAAUGAGAAGAAAAAUGAGCGUCAAGGAUUCUUAUUUACUGGUAACAUAAUUGUACAUAUAUUUUUGCUUAUCUGUUAUCUAACAUGUAUAACUACAUGUACAUACACAUAUAGAAAAAUAUACUGGAUACUCGUAUUA